This is a messenger RNA of Selaginella moellendorffii, 2793 nucleotides long. RefSeq names its product probable RNA helicase SDE3. NCBI's taxonomy places the organism in Eukaryota, Viridiplantae, Streptophyta, Lycopodiopsida, Selaginellales, Selaginellaceae. The transcript has 5 exons. The record is from RefSeq and is a predicted model, not a curated record. Gene Ontology annotation, molecular function: RNA binding; 5'-3' RNA helicase activity. Bases 1 to 2679 code for a protein of 892 amino acids.
AUGGAAGCAGCGGUGGGGUGUUGGGUGGAUGCAGCAGAUCGUUUCAGAGAAAGCUCACAUUCUCCUUUUGCUAAAGCUCUUGCAGGGACUGAGACAUACAAACCACCACCUUUUUCUUUUUUGAACAGCAAGCGCUGGCUGAGAAGGAAUCCGAGAUCUAUUCGAUACAUAAACGUUCAGAGAGCAAAGAAAUCUUUACUCAUUUUCAUGGCCAAGGCGAAGCUCGCGGUAGUGCCGGCGGGGGAGAGCGGCAUUUUCAUCACGCAACCCUUCCCAUGCGAUGACAAUGGUGAGCCCAAGAGCGUCAUGGUCGGCCACUCGAGCAGCGCCAACUUCGCGGUGAUCAACGGUAGCGACGAUGGGGUCGUGUUGCGGGCGGUGCGCAUCGCGGCAUCGGGCACGCUCAGAGGCUUCCGCGGCCUCGCGCUCACCGGCUCCGAGGAGAUAGCAUCGUCUUCCUCGAGCAGCAGGAGCUUGGACUUCGUCCGAUCCAUUCGGCUACAGCCCGAGAGCCAUGUCUCCUUCACCAUCACCUUCUCUCCCGGCCAAGUUGGCUACUACCCGGCCAGGAUCCUGUGCGACUUGCAACCGGCGUGGAGAGUCGUGCAGCACAUCCAGGCCACCGGAGACGAUGAAGUUUCCAAGGAUUCGUGGCCGACGGCUCCAUAUUGCAAGCGCAAGCCCAAGAAGAUGCCUCGAUCUCGCAACAUUGUUCCUGGCGUCUCACCACCGGCACCCAAGUUUGAGCUUGUUCUCCCACAAUUUUGGAUGCCUGCUGGUGUGAGGAGGGACUUCCAAAAGAAGACCACCCCACGGGUAUUCAACGACGGCCUCUCGCCUGCGACUUACGCCCGCUACUUCGCGGCGCUUCUCUAUGAAGAAGAGUACCAAAUGGAGUUUGAUAUCCGAGCCUAUGACAUGGAAAACGUGGUGAUGAGGCAAGACUCCGGGUUCCUCAUUUUGAAAGUGCUUGGCCUUGCCGAGAGACGACCUUCCGUGCUCUACAGGGAUCGAAUUUACUUGAUGCCUCCCGGUACGCAAGACAAGGAAUACGAGGGAUAUGUACACCGAGUUAAUGCAGAGGAAGUUUUCCUCAAGUUUGCCAACGAUUUCCACCGGGUGUUCAUCCAGGGCACCCGUUUUGACGUUCGGUUUUCCUUCUCCAGGACGAACUUGAAGCGAUGCCACCAUGCAGUUGCCAGCAUCUCGCCCCAGCUUUGCAACAUGUUCGUGUUUCCAAACCCGACCAUCUCGCCCCCGCCACCACCACCACCACCGCUGAGGUUUCGUCCCAUAAGCCAUGGUUCGCUCAACGAAGAACAGAUGUCCGCGGUGCAAGAGAUCGUCGCAAAGAGAGGUGCUCCGCCAUAUAUCAUCUUCGGUCCACCCGGAACUGGGAAAACUGUGACGGUUGUCGAGGCCAUCUUGCAAGUCCGUCGCCACAACAAGGACGCGGUCAUCUUGGCCUGUGCUCCCUCCAACAAUGCCUCGGACCUCUUGCUCGAGCGCCUGGCCAAGUUCGUGGAGAACCGACACAUGCUCCGUCUCAAUGCUUUCACGCGCUCACGCGCCGACAUCCCUGACAAAGUGAAGGAAUUCUCCAACGGUGAUGGUAGCCCGUUUGCCAAUUGCCCGAGUCGAGAGGAGCUCAUGUCUUUCAAAAUCAUCGUCACGACAUGUAUGAGCGCCGGAAUGCUCCACUCUCGGGGUGUUCCCGCCGGUCACUUUUCUCACAUCUUUCUGGACGAAUCCGGCCAGCCAACCGAGCCCGAGGCGAUGGUGGCGGCCAUCAACUUUGCGGCCCCAAGCACCGUGCUUGUUCUUGCGGGGGAUCAUCAGCAGCUCGGCCCCGUGAUCCGGUCGUCGCGGGCGGACAAGUUCGGCCUCAGCAAGUCAUUCCUGGAGCGUCUCAUAUCCUCGCCACCUUACACCCCUCCCUUCAAGAAGGAAAUGGUGACGAAGCUUGUGAGAAACUAUCGCUCGCAUCCCAGCAUCUUGGAUCUGCCUUCGAGGCUCUUUUAUCAGGGUGAACUGGUUCCUUGCGCUGGAGAGUUCUCGCGCUCCUUGUGCGAGUGGGGUUGGCUUCCAAACAAGAAAUUCCCAAUCCUCUUCAUUGGGGUGGAAGGCAAAGACUUGCGGGAGGGCAAUAGUCCGUCGUGGUUCAAUGCAGCAGAAGUGAGCAAAGUGAUGGAGGUGGUGAAAAGCCUGAGGGAUAUGAGGAGAAACAAGCCCUUGCCAACGGAGAUCGGGAUCAUCACACCAUACCGCAAGCAGGUCCAGAAGAUCAAAGGCUUCUUAUCGAAAGAGAGGCUCGCAGAGAUCAAAGUUGGAAGCGUGGAGGAGUUCCAGGGCCAGGAGAAGCGUGCCAUCAUCGUGAGCACCGUCCGCUCGUCACUGGAGUUCCUGGGGCACGACAAGAAGUUCAACCUGGGAUUCUUGUUCAAUCCCAAGCGCUUCAAUGUGGCCAUCACUCGCCCGCAAGCGCUGCUCGUCGUCGUGGGCAACCCGGGCAUCCUCUCCAAGAACGAGCAUUGGAACAAGUUCAUGCGCUAUUGCAUCCGGAAUGGAUCCUACACUGGCUGCCGGAUUCCAGCAACCGACGCUCCUGACAAUACUCCUGACUACCUGGAGAUCAGCGAUGAUGAAGCCAAGGACCAGCCAUGGCGCGAAGCAGUCUAAUUCUGAGAUCCUUGGCCAUGAAAUAAUCAGCAGCAAAUGCCGAACUGGCAUGUUUGCAUAAAGAUUGUUCUUAGUUUUUGUGGCGAGUUGAACAGCCACCGUCUUGGAGAGCAA